AUGAAGGCUGUGCUGGCAGGGUAUCCACACUGCCCACAAAGUGCCGGGGGACAAUCCCUGCUCCCCCCAAACCCCUCGGGGUCGCCCGAGCCCGGCGGCGUCGCCGCUCACACCUUCCCCUCUCCUCUCUCUCUCUCUUCCAGGAUCCCGUUCAAGAUCGGGCAGCCCAAGAAACAGAUUGUACCCAAGACAGUGGAGAGAGACUUUGAAAGGGAAUAUGGAAAGCUGCAGCAAUUGGAAGAUCAGACCAAAAAACUUCAGAAGGAUAUGAAGAAAAGCACAGAUGCAGACUUGGCCAUGUCCAAGUCUGCCGUGAAAAUCUCCUCGGACCUGCUGUCGAACCCGCUGUGCGAGCAGGAGCCGGGAUUCCUGGAGAUGGUCACGGCCUUUGACACGGCCAUGAAGAGGAUGGACUCCUUCAACCAGGAGAAGGUGAAUCAGAUCCAAAAGACAGUCAUAGAGCCUCUGAAAAAGUUCAGCAGCGUGUUCCCCAGCCUGAACAUGGCGGUGAAGAGGCGGGAGCAGACGCUCCAGGACUACAAGCGCCUGCAAUCCAAGGUGGAAAAAUACGAGGAGAAGGAGAGGACCGGCCCCGUCCUGGCCAAGCUGCACCAGGCCCGGGAGGAGCUGCGCCCGGUGAAGGAGGACUUUGAAGCCAAAAACAAGCAGCUCCUGGAGGAAAUGCCCAAAUUUUACAGCAGCCGCAUCGAUUACUUCAAACCCAGCUUUGAGUCUCUGGUCCGGGCACAGGUGAGAGGCUGUUCCUGCCUGCUGGGCACUGCCAGGGGGGAAUCCUUUGGUGGGAAUCCUCCUGCAGAGCGCCUGGGUGGGGAUUCCACCUGGAGCAAGGUGCUUUCUCGCAGCAGUGCCUCCAGGAAUUCCAUCACCCCGGUGGGAGGGCACGGGGAGCAGUGGGAUGGCUGGUGGGAGUUCAGAUGGACCUUGGCCUGGCACAAGUGGUGCAGUGCUGGAUAGAAGGGACAGCUGAGGGGAAUUUUAUAUGGAUCUGGGACACUCCUGGUACGUGGAUCGUGUCCUGUCCCGCAGUUCCAGCCCUGGCUAUACAUAAUCCGCUGGGAUUUGAUGGCUCUAUCCACCUGGGCAUGUCAUCCCCUUGGAUUUGUAGUCCUGAGCUCUGGGUUGGAUCUUGUUGGAGGUGUUGAGAUGCUCAGGGCUCAUCUUAAGGGUCUCUUGUGGCUUCUGGUGAGCAGAGAGGAGGCUCCUGGGACAUCUCCACGCUGAGGAUUUGCAGGAAAGGAGUGGCCUAAAUAACCCGCAGCUUUCACUUCCAUCCUCCAGCCUCCUUUGGGGACUUGCUGCUGCUCCUCCUCCUCCUCCUCCUUCUCCCUUUGCCCUUUUCCUCAGGCUGGAGAGGGACAGGGUUGGGAUCUAAUCAACCUUUGAACCUCCAGCACCUCAUGCCCUGGGUCACGGGGCGGUCCCGUGAUGGGAGGGGAGGACAAAACCUCUCUCUGCUCCCUCCGUGGGCGUUUCCCGGUGGUAUUUUUGGGAAGGGAGCUGCUGCAGGGACACAGGUGCCGGGCGGGGGGGCUGCAGGGAGGUGCUGGGAGCACGUGUUCCAUCUCACCUCCGACUCUGGGGGGGCCUCUGCGCGGAGCUGCCAGCGAGUUGUCUGCAGGCUGAUUCACCUACCAGAUGGUGCCGAUGCUCCCUGCGCCGCAGGGUGGGAGCUGGGGAUGCUGUUCCUGCUGUUCCCUCAGCGAUGGGCCCCGGGGCUCCCUGUUCCAGCCCGGCACAGCCGGAAUAACCACAAUUCCCAGAGCCACUGCAGGGUCUCGCUGGCCCUUUCCCCCUGCAGACCCUCUCCGGGUCGCACGGAUGGGACCUGGAAACCCGAAGGUUCUCUGCCAUCUCCGGGUGUUUGCCAUCCAUGAGUUUCCUCAGAGAGCAGCUUUGCCCCUCUGGCUUUGACCACGAUGUCCCUCACUCCGUUUGCAUCCCAAUUCCCAGGGAGUUUGGGGCGAGGGCACGUUGGGAUGGAUGUGCUCGGAGCACCCAGGGAUGCGAGCAGGGAGCGGCAGGAUGUCCUUGCUGGGGCUGUUUGUAAGACUGUCCAUUCAUAUCCCUCUUCUUCCUCGGGAAUCCUCUGUUUUCUCU
Messenger RNA from Lepidothrix coronata (blue-crowned manakin), 2118 nucleotides. It is a transcript of the gene BIN3, whose product is annotated as bridging integrator 3. The record is from RefSeq and is a predicted model, not a curated record. Bases 1 to 975 code for a protein of 324 amino acids. Gene Ontology annotation, cellular component: actin cortical patch; cytoplasm. NCBI's taxonomy places the organism in Eukaryota, Metazoa, Chordata, Aves, Passeriformes, Pipridae. Gene Ontology annotation, biological process: actin cortical patch localization; endocytosis; plasma membrane tubulation. Gene Ontology annotation, molecular function: protein binding; lipid binding. The transcript is spliced from 8 exons.